AUGAAGAUGAUAAAUCUGCUCCAGACAUGCAUGAUCAUUUCUUUUGUUAUACUUGUAUCUGCAAUAGAGGAAGACCGAAAGGUUGCUAAAGAACAAGCAGAAAGGAGGAAAAUGGCUGAAUUGAUGUUUGAUUUGGGGCAAAGGGCUUAUGGAAAGGGUAUGUAUGGGCGUUCGAUUGAGUUCUUGGAAGGUGCUCUCACAAUCAUACCAAGGCCCACUUUGUUUGGUGGCGAGAUACAGAUAUGGCUUGCUAUGGCUUAUGAAGCUAAUAAUCGCCAUAAAGAUUGUAUUGAUCUUUACAAGAAGCUGGAGAGUAGUCAUCCAAGUGUGAGUAUUAGACGCCAAGCUAAAGAUCUGAGAUAUAUCUUGCAAGCUCCUAAGCUUAAGAUAUCACAGGAAGAAAUGGUUACAAUUCCACUUAUUGGUUCUAGCUAUGACAGCUAUGCGGUAACAUGGACGGAUAAAAAUAAAGAGAAAGAAGAAAGAAGCAACCGACUGACAAGUAAUCAAGUCUCAUCGGGCAGAGACUACCUUGGUGACUUUUUGGUAUGGCGACCGCCCGGUGAUUUGGUAAAAAACCAAGCCUUUUGGGCAGCUCUAGUAGUCUGGGUGGCGCUAGUCGGAGCUGCCCUAUAUCUCCAGUGAUGUAUGGAAAAUGCAUUGUGCAUUUUCUUGUUUGAAUAUAAUAUUUCUAUAGAAGAUUUGUAAUUCUGUCUUUUUAUUGUAUAUACGAAUGAAGAAUUGAAAUUGUAAUUAUUCUUGUGUUUAUGUAACUUAUUUUUAUCAAUGAUAAACAAAUGGUUUUUUGUCA
This is a messenger RNA of Lactuca sativa (garden lettuce), 811 nucleotides long. Lineage: Eukaryota; Viridiplantae; Streptophyta; Magnoliopsida; Asterales; Asteraceae. The record is from RefSeq and is a predicted model, not a curated record.